Molecule: messenger RNA, 1531 nt
Organism: Chlamydomonas reinhardtii
Lineage: Eukaryota; Viridiplantae; Chlorophyta; Chlorophyceae; Chlamydomonadales; Chlamydomonadaceae
Exons: 1
Coding region: 135-692 (185 amino acids)
Source: RefSeq, a predicted model, not a curated record
CAACCCGAGUACACCGUAGCUCCCGAGCAGUAGCCAUGCAGGCGCUCGCAUCCCAUCGCACCCUGGCGACGCCAGCGCGCCCUCGCGCUCUAGGCUGUGCGAGCCUGCCUUUUCGCCCCAUCGGAGCUCAAGCCAUGCGCCGCCCGGCUCGUGAGGGGGCCGUGACCGUGCACGCGCGCAGCGGCGGAUACUCGGCGCCCGGCGGGGGCCGGGGCUACAGCUCCACGCCCGGCAUCGUGGACCGCGUCCUGGCUGCGCUGCCCUACAUCCUGCCGUACUUCGACGCAGUGCAGUAUGGUCGCUACCUGUUCCACAUGUACCCCGCGGCGAAGGCGUGCAUAACGCCGUUCCUGCCCGCCAUGAGCCUGUACCACUCCCUGCCUUUCGGCUCCUUCAUCGUCUUCUUUGGCCUGUACCUGGGCGUGGUGAACAACCCCAGCCUCAGCCGAUUCGUGCGCUUCAACGCCGUCCAGGCCAUUCUGCUGGACAUCAUCCUUGUGCUGCCGCGCCUGCUGGAGACGGUCCUGACGCCGCCCACGUCCGGCUGGGGCGCGCAAGUGUACAUUCAGUCGCAGAGCUUCAUCUGGAUUUUCAUCACCAUGUGGGUGGUGUUCGGCAUCGUGUCCAGCAUGCUGGGGCAAUGGGCGCGCAUCCCUUUUAUCCACGAGGCGGCGGAGGCGCAGCUGCGGUAAAGCCGCAGGGAUGGCUGUUACAAUUCGGUGCGGGGCUGGGGGCCAUUUGAAGGAAGCUGCGCUACGGUGCGGGCUGUCCGCAGCAGUUUGCGCAGGGUUGCGUGUUAGGCUCGCCCCGCAUGCCGCAUGAUUGCAGUGAGGCGCCUUGCACGGCUGAAAAAAGCCUUGGUGCACUUUGGAUGGAGAGUUGCGUGUUGUGCAACUGUGAGUGUAGGGGAGUUGCGGGCGUCGUGUACGAUGCAAGCUGAGACGCUACUGACGCUGAACCAGUUCUAAUGCGCAUUUGCAUGCUGUGUUGAUAACGGAGGAGGCCGUUGGUUUGCUGGGGGCAGGUUCAUGAGUUGAUCACUGCGACAUACAGAGUGUGCUUUGAUCGCGGUACUUGCGCUUUGAAGUGGAGGCUGUGGAGCACUUAAAAUAACAGAGUGAACAUCCGGAUGCGGGGACACGUGUGCUCUGGUUUUCCGGGGUCGUUGCCCACCUUCCAGUAUGUGCCCAGGCGUCACCAGGCAAGCAGCAGUGGUGAUGCGUGUACGUUGCACGUGCGGCGUGCGGCGCGGCAAUCCUCGCAACUACCAACACUUUAACUGACACACGGGGAUCACAAACGGGCUUUCGCGCAACUGCCAACGAACAGGGGGGCGCGUGGCGUGGUGGUUGGCGCGCGGCGCGAUUGGGAACGCAUAGUUGGACAGCGAGGCGUGUGGGAAGCUGCGACAGAGCACGGCGGGGGCAUGGCGGAGGCUGACGGUUGGCGCGCCGCGUGAGUGGGAGUGCAUAGUCGUGCGCGCGCUGUUUGGGAAGCCGCGUGUGUGAGCUGCGUGUAAACUCAGAGAAAC